Molecule: messenger RNA, 3058 nt
Organism: Carassius gibelio (silver crucian carp)
Lineage: Eukaryota; Metazoa; Chordata; Actinopteri; Cypriniformes; Cyprinidae
Product: squalene synthase
Exons: 7
Coding region: 282-1616 (444 amino acids)
Biological process (GO): cholesterol biosynthetic process; farnesyl diphosphate metabolic process
Cellular component (GO): endoplasmic reticulum membrane
Molecular function (GO): squalene synthase [NAD(P)H] activity
Source: RefSeq, a predicted model, not a curated record
AAGUGCGGACUUGGCGAACUGCGCGCUCUGAAAACAUGCGCGUGCUUUAUUGCUAAUAGCGGGGAGGAUAAUUAAUAUGCGUAAACCUCAAUAUGAGGUGAAACGCUCUUAUAGUCUGUUUACAUAUCAGAUUACAUAUAGGCGUGCUUUAAAAACGCGUCCUUCUGACGCUCGGUUUCACUUCCUCUCUGGCGAAUGGCUUUACUUUAAAGUUUAACUGAAGUUGGAAAGUUGUGCACUGCUUGUAAACAGAAGCAGGAGCUGCAGGAGCUCGUUCGCUCAUGGCUGUGGUCGGCGGCAAGAGCGCAGCGCCGUUCUCCGUGAUCAAGCGCUCGUUGUCGCUGCGCUCGGUGCUCUCCGGCGGGCGGCGCAGCGCGCAGGAAGGGCGGCUGGUGACCCGUGCUUCUCACCCGCUCCGGACUCACCGACACCCCUCCUUUGUGUGCUUCUCCUGCCAGGACUCCAUGAGCGAAACCCUGCGGACCUGCUACGCGUAUCUGAACCAGACCAGCCGGAGCUUCGCGGCGGUGAUCCAGGCCCUGGACGGAGAGCUACGGCAUGCGGUGUGUAUUUUCUACCUGGUUCUGCGAGCUCUGGACACAGUGGAGGAUGACAUGAGCAUCCCGCUGGAGAAGAAGGUCCCAUUGCUGCAGGACUUCCACACGUUCCUCUAUCAGCCGGAGUGGAGCUUCAGCGAGAGCAGAGAGAAAGACCGGCAGGUGCUGGAGGAUUUCCCCACGAUUUCGGUGGAGUUCAGGAACUUGGGCCAGGAGUAUCGCGAGGUGAUUUCAGACAUCUGUUACCGGAUGGGUGUGGGGAUGUCCGAAUUCCUGGAGAAGAAGGUUUCAUCCAUGCAGGAGUGGGACAAGUACUGUCAUUACGUGGCGGGUCUGGUGGGGAUCGGCCUGUCCCGUCUGUUUUCGGCGUCCCAGCUGGAGGACGCUGAGGUGGGCUGGGACACAGAGCUGGCAAACUCCAUGGGUCUGUUCCUCCAGAAGACCAACAUCAUCAGAGACUAUCUGGAGGACCAACAGGAGGGAAGAGCCUUCUGGCCACAGGAGGCCUGGAGUCAGUUUGCGUCCCGUCUGGAGGAUUUCGCUCGUCCUCAGCACCUGAGCUCUGCUCUGUCCUGUCUCAACCUGCUGGUGACCGAUGCUCUCCAUCACGUCCCAGACGUCAUCGAAUAUCUGUCCCGCCUCCGCAACCAGAGCGUCUUCAACUUCUGUGCCAUUCCUCAGGUGAUGGCGAUAGCGACUCUGUCGGCGUGCUACAACAAUCCUCAGGUGUUUCAGGGCGUGGUGAAGAUCCGGAAGGGUCAGGCCGUGACGCUCAUGAUGCAGGCCACAAGCAUGGGUGCCGUCCAGAGCAUCAUCGCACAAUACAGUCAAGAGAUCCUGCAGAAAGUGUCCGCCUCGGAUCCGUCGCGAGAGAAGACUCUGCGCAUCCUGAGCCUCAUCCGAGAGAAGAGUCUGUCUCCGGCCGCGCUCUCGUCCCGAGCGCACCACAUCUCUCCCGUCUACAUCUCGGCCGCUAUGCUGUUAGCGGCGCUCAGCUGGCAGUACAUGAACGCCGCGGCCGGACAGCCACCAGGGGGCGCUGACAUGCACGGACACUGAGACACACGCGGAGCAGCGCUGAACUCACUGCCAAACCACAGAACGAGUCGGGGAUCUUUAGGGAUCUUUCUGUGACACUCAAUGAUGUUUAGGUCAUUUUCACCCCAAAAUCAAAUGAGAAAACAAUAAGAAAUAGUACAAAAUCUGCUCUAAAAUGAGCAUUUAUAUACAUUUUUAAUACAUUUUAUUAGGUUUUAUAUGUGUAAUACAUGGAAAAGCGUGUGUCUGUAUAUAUGUGUGUGUGUGUGUGUGUGUUCAAAAUCAAAUGAGAAAAAAAAAUAUAUGUAAUACAUAAAUAAAAAAAUGUGUGUGUGUGUGUGUGUGUGUGUAUAUAUAUAUAUAUAUAUAGAGAGAGAGAGAGAGAGAGAGAAAUAUAAAAAGAAAAAAUAUAGCUUUCUGUGUAUUAUAUACAAACUAAUUUAAUAUAUAAAAUUAUACAAGUAGUUUUAUAUAUUUAAUGAAAAUUAUAAAAUAUAAAAAAGUUACAUCCCUUUAAUUUUUAUGUUUAUAUAUAUAUAUAUAUAUUCUUUUGUUUUAGUGGUGAUAAAUGAUCUGAUGAUUUGUUUUGUUUGUUCUGUGUUCAGUUGUGUGUCUUUGAUGGAUGUUUGUGUAUUUGAGACGCUCAAAUGUGAAUUAUUCUAAAGUUAUGUUUAUGACGCUCAUCUUUUUUGUUCUGUUUCAUCAAAUCAUCUUAAACAUCUAAAACCAGAAGUUUUCAUUCCAGUAUAAUAUAAUGUCAGUCUUAUCAUUUGGACAGAGAUUUAUUUGGUUCCGUUAAAGGUUCUCAGUUACACACAAACUCUCAAGCAGUUGCGGGUUUACUGAUCACGGUAGAACAUGUCUAGAUCAUAUUUCUCAUCAAGUUUUAAGACCAUUGUUAUUUUUUGCAUUGGAAUUAAUUAUAUUAAUAUUUAUUAUAAUAAUAUAUUAUAUUAUAAUACUUCACAAUGCAAAAAAAACUGUAAUGGAAUUAUUUAUAUAUUUUAUUUUAUUUACAAAAAUCUGAUAUCAGCACUAAGAAAUUAAAAUGAUGCAUUGUAAUGUUUUAUUGCAUUUCAUUCAUUACAGUUUCUCAGUGCUGCUAUUAGAUUUUUGGGAGUAAAAUAAAAUAAUUAAAAAUAAGAUCUAAAUAAAAUGUAAAGGAAAAAAAUUUCGCUUUUGAACAAACUUUAAAUUGUUUGAAAAAAUAUAUUUUUUUUUAUUAUGGGGUGUAAAAUGAGCCGAGGUGUUCUUGACAGCUUUCAUCAGGUUCACUCGUGUGGUUUGGAUGUUUUGCACUACAGCAAAUGAUUAAAGUGCCCUUAAUAUACAGCUUUUAUGUGGAAAAGCUAGCUAGAGAACUGUACAUAUCAAAAGAUUGGUUUAAUUAGCAUUGCUAAUAAUGUAAUGUGGGAGUUUGAAUUGUAAAUGCAUUUAGAGAUAAUAAAUAUAUAAAAAAUGUA